CCGCCCGCCUCGCGCGGUUGUCUUGGAGAGGGACUCGUAGGCGACGCCACUGCGGGCGGGUCGGAUCCGGUUCCUGGACACGGAACAGAGACCCCCUGAUUCAGCCACCCCAGAGUGAGCCCCAUAUAGUACGGUUCUACUUUCCCGCCCCGACGAGGGUGCCAGAGACGCUGCGGACAACACCAGCAUGUCGAGCGAGCAGGGCGCCCCGGGGGCCUCGCCCAGGGCCCCGCGUCCGGGAACCCAGAAGUCGUCUGGCGUGGUGACCAAAAAGGGAGACCGCGCGGCCAAAGAGAAGCCGGGGACUGUUCUGCCUCCCGUGGGCGAGGAGGAGCCCAAAAACCCUGAGGAGUACCAGUGCUCAGGGGUCCUCGAGAUCGACUUCACGGAGCUCUGCACGCGGUCGGGCUACACGGAUUUCCCCAAAGUUGUCAACCGGCCCCGCCCUCACCCGCCCUUUGUCCCCUCCGCCUCUUUGUCGGAAAAGGUCACCCCAGAAGACCCACGGCUGUCGGGGUCCUGCAGCCUUAACAGUCUGGAGAGCAAAUACGUGUUCUUCCGGCCCACCAUCCAGGUGGAGCUGGAGCAGGAGGACAGCAAGUCCGUGAAGGAAAUCUACAUCCGCGGUUGGAAGGUUGAGGAACGGAUUCUGGGUAUUUUCUCUAAAUGCCUGCCCUCGCUCACCCAGCUACAGGCCAUCAACUUGUGGAAGGUGGGGUUGACGGAUAAGACCCUGACCACCUUCAUCGACCUCCUGCAUCUCUGCUCAUCCACACUCAGGAAGGUGUCUCUGGAGGGGAACCCACUGCCGGAGCAGUCCUAUCACAAGCUCAUGGCCUUGGACAGCACGAUCGCGCACUUGUCUCUGCGGAACAACAACAUCGAUGACCGCGGGGCGCAACUCCUGGGCCAGGCGCUGUCCACGCUGCACAGCUGCAACCGGACCCUCGUCUCACUCAACCUGGGCUUCAACCACAUCGGGGACGAGGGCGCGGGCUACAUCGCGGACGGCCUCCGGCUGAACCGUUCCCUGCUCUGGCUGUCCCUGGCCCACAACCGCAUCCAGGACAAGGGCGCCCUGAAGCUGGCGGAGGUCCUGCGACCCUUCGAGCUGACGCACACCGAGGUGGUGGAGCGCCGGCGCCUCCUGCUGGAGAAAGGGACGCAGGAGCGCUCGCAAUCGCCCUCCUCCUCGAGACACGGGGACUCCAAAACAGACCGUGAGAAGGGUCAGAUGGUAGGGAUCAGCAACAGCACAUUGUUGGACAAGACAGACAAGACGCAGCCAAUGAAAACACCUAAGGGCCUGGGCAAGAAAAAGGAGAAAUCAUGGGAAUUGACCAAGAAAGAGGAGAAGUCAGGGGCUGGGCAGUCGCCCACACAAGGAACCCCUAAGAAAGAAGAUGCCACAAAGGCAGGCAAGGGGAAGGUAACCAUCCCUGAGCAGAAGCCAAGCAGGAUAAAAGGGAUCAAGAUCGGGAGCAGAGAGAAGCGCAGCAUCCUCCCAGAGUCGGAGCACCUAGGACAAAGCCUGGAGUAUAGCCGGCAGUCAAAACAUCAGCUGGUUAUUGAGGCUACUGAGGUGAUCAACCCUCUCCUGGAGCCGGUGGAGCACCGAGCUGGGAAAGUUUUCAUGCCUGGGAACAAGGUCCUUUUGCACCUCAACCUCCUCCGGAACCACAUCACAGAGGUGGGGCUGGAGGGCUUCCUCGCCACGGUGCAGCACCAGGUGCAGUUCUCCAAGGCCAAGAGUGUGUCCAAGGGUCCAGUGGGGCUGCUGUGGCUGUCCCUGGCUAAAAAUUGCUUUGCUCCACAAUGUCCUGCGUAUGCCAAGAUCCAGGAACUGAUGUUGCCAAGGGACCCCAUUAAGGUCAAGCUCAGGGAGGACGAGGCCAUGGCUUUCUUCUCCUAGCCCCUCCCACCUGCUUGUCUCUGAGCCACAGAAGCACCUCCUGUCCCUGUGUGGACUGACCUUCCUGGGGGAGCUCUCAGACCAAUAACAAAGUCUGUUGCUAUUCUCUUCCUU
Molecule: messenger RNA, 2026 nt
Organism: Cebus imitator (Panamanian white-faced capuchin)
Lineage: Eukaryota; Metazoa; Chordata; Mammalia; Primates; Cebidae
Gene: LRRC71
Product: leucine rich repeat containing 71
Exons: 16
Coding region: 188-1912 (574 amino acids)
Molecular function (GO): protein binding
Source: RefSeq, a predicted model, not a curated record